Molecule: messenger RNA, 588 nt
Organism: Tremella mesenterica DSM 1558
Lineage: Eukaryota; Fungi; Basidiomycota; Tremellomycetes; Tremellales; Tremellaceae
Exons: 4
Coding region: 1-588 (195 amino acids)
Source: RefSeq, a predicted model, not a curated record
AUGGCCUCUCGCAAGAGUCCGUAUCCAUUGUCCACCAUGAAGGGUUGUUCACUUGUCGAAGGGUUGUCCGUCCGACCUCAAGCCUUGAAUAUGAGAUGUACGGACUUGCGGGUACAUUUCAGUAGGUGGAGUAUAGCCAGAUCUAUUGAGACGAUUCCCGGAGCGCAUGAAGAGAAUGGGGUCCCCGAGGGGCAUCUCCGCGUUCCCACAGCCACCACAACAUGUGUACUUGUCAGGACACCUGAUCCUGUGGGGAAAAUAAAAGAAAGACUACGUAUGUUCCAUGGGGCCGAAGCCGCCAAUGAACCGCCUGGAGCACCGCCUGGAGUGCUUUUCGGCGGGAAGGCCGCCGUACAACGCCAAGAACUCUCACUGGUUGCGUACUAUCCGUCCGUAGUCAAACAUGGUGAGAGGUUUCCCGCUGUUAAUGUCGGGUUGAGGCAAGCAGGUGUGCGUAGGAAACCUGUAUUAAGCAUGACAGAAACUAGUACCAAGAGUGAAAAAACCGGUAUCAAAAGAGCAAAAACCAGUAUUAGGACGUCAAAAACCGGUACUAGGAAUGCAGAAACCCGUAUUAGCAUGACAUAA